Coffea eugenioides is the source of this 555-nucleotide messenger RNA. RefSeq names its product B3 domain-containing protein At1g05920-like. Bases 1 to 555 code for a protein of 184 amino acids. The transcript has a single exon. The record is from RefSeq and is a predicted model, not a curated record. NCBI's taxonomy places the organism in Eukaryota, Viridiplantae, Streptophyta, Magnoliopsida, Gentianales, Rubiaceae. Gene Ontology annotation, molecular function: DNA binding.
AUGGAGAAUAAGGUGAAAAAGACGAUUAAGCUGUUUGGAAAGAUGAUGGAAGUUGGCAUAGUCUACGUCCUUGAGGAUGCCCCGGCUGAUCAUCUGGUGAAUCAAGAACAAGAAACAGAAACUGCUUCGAGUAGCCGAGCAGUAAUGCCUCCUCGACGUGAGCUAGUGCUUCCUCAGGGAGCAAGUUUGAUAACUGAGAGAAGAUUGGAAGCUUCCGAUGUUGCUUCUACUCAAAGCAGGUUUUUCCUUCCAAUUUCCGAGGAAAUCGAUGAAGUUUUGACUCAAUCAGAGAGAGUUAUGCUACUGGAGAAGUUUGAGACUGUUAAGGUAAAGGUAGUGGAUAGUAUACAACGCUGUUAUGACAUGGAUUUCAAGAAGUGGCCAAGCGUGAAUGAUAGGCUGGUUCUGAACCAUGGGUGGAUGCAGCUUGUCAAAGACAAUCAUCUUCAGAAAGGUGAUGUGGUGGAAUUAUGGAGCUAUAGACAAGAUUCUCGCUUGUGUUUUGCUGUAAAAAUCUGCGAGCGAUCGAAGAGGAACAUCUCCAGCAGUGAUUAA